GACUGUAACGCCAAGAACGAAAUUCGUGCUCGAGAGCCUAUCAGAUGUAGAGAAUGUGGACAUCGUAUCAUGUACAAGAGGAGGACGAGAAGGAGUAAGUACUCAGUGUUCUACGAAUAUACCCCUGCCAAUGAUCUGCACUUUUACAGUGGUCCAAUUCGAAGCCCGCUAGACGACAAUUUUUCAUCCUCUACAUGCAGAGCAAUAAGAUAG
Lentinula edodes (shiitake mushroom) is the source of this 213-nucleotide messenger RNA. RefSeq lists its product as uncharacterized. The record is from RefSeq and is a predicted model, not a curated record. Lineage: Eukaryota; Fungi; Basidiomycota; Agaricomycetes; Agaricales; Omphalotaceae. Gene Ontology annotation, biological process: DNA-templated transcription. The transcript has a single exon. The annotation marks the transcript as partial. Gene Ontology annotation, cellular component: RNA polymerase II, core complex; RNA polymerase III complex; RNA polymerase I complex. Gene Ontology annotation, molecular function: zinc ion binding; DNA-directed RNA polymerase activity; DNA binding.